Rhizophagus irregularis DAOM 181602=DAOM 197198 is the source of this 2178-nucleotide messenger RNA. The record is from RefSeq and is a predicted model, not a curated record. Lineage: Eukaryota; Fungi; Glomeromycota; Glomeromycetes; Glomerales; Glomeraceae.
AUGGAAACCGCAAUUAGGGAAAAGGCAUGCAAUUCUGACAUGUGGGACUGGGUGUUAAUAGAUGAGGCACAGGAUGUUACUAUUCUGCACGAGGCCCUUAUCAAACAAAUCCGGGCGAGGCAUUGGAUAAUUGCCGGAGACCCACGGCAGGAGUUGUACCCAGGAGCCACAUGGUUCUCGCAUUUGUGGGCGGAGAUUGGUCCCCGUGAAAAGAUAUACUUACGAUACAACCAUCGUUCCCGAAAAAAUAUAGUGAAGCUUUUGAACUGGUUCAAUGACACAUUCUUCCCCGGACUUAACCUUCUGCACCAGAUUCCCACUAGGGAGGGGGGUGGAGAGAUCCACAUAGUAGGAGCCAGCGAAAUCCAUACAGAGGAGGGCUUUAGUGUUGCAGAACGAAUGAGUAAUUAUUCCCCUGGAGACGCAUAUGCCAUCGGACCAGUGACGAUUAAGAAAUUCAAAAUGCGAGAGGUAAUCACUGCUCUUCGAGAAGGACUCCAUAGGAAAAAUCCGGAAGCCAAAAUAGAAAUCUUUGAUAGAGAAGAGAUUCAGUCGAGCACUACUGCCGACAUGGAUCCUAAUGCGUAUGUGAUAGGUACCUCGUAUAUGUUCAAAGGAACAGAACGAGAAUGUGUGGUAGUACUGCGACCUAAUGCCCACUAUUAUACUGGCGGAAUCACCAAGGAAUGCCUCCUAAAACUGUUGUAUGUCGCUAUUUCCCGUGCCAAAAGUGACCUCCUGAUCAUAUUCCAGGGGGAGACGCAACCCUUUCCAUUAUUUAACACCAUCCCGAGAGAAAUAGUAUGCGGGCGAUUUAUCCCACCCAGAGUAUGGUUGAUGAGCGUACCCGUGCAGAGCAUAUUUGGGGUGAAAGAGGACCCAGCUAGUCUAGGGGCAUGGAGCCACCUGUUUACAGUGUCAGAAGAACAAACCAGUGCACCCAUAAUAGAUAUUCCUGUUCACAAUGACUCUGAUUUCGUGGGAUGCUUUGUAGAAGCGCUUGUCGCAAAAUCCCUCGGCAUCCAGUGGAAAUCACUGAAAAUCUCCCUAAGCACCUCCCGUAGCAGUCUCCAGCACUGUAAACCAGGGAUAUACCAGUUACGUGCCGGAGAGUACUAUGCCGUUCUACAACCAUGGAUGCAGUGGAACUCACAGCGUAUCAGUAAAUUUGUAUCUUCGUUCAAUAUUCAGCCCGAAUAUAACUUUGCUCAGCUGGAAUUUAGCAUUUCUGCUGGGACACAGUGGACUGUCUCUUCUCGGCUAAAAUCGUUUACCCCUUCUGUUUUGCAGCUGGCACAGACUACACAGACUAUUCGUGCUAUUCUUGGCGCACAAGAACUCGAGUACCAAAAGAUUGUCAUUAUGGAGAUAACCCCCACCGUUCUGCACGCAGCCCACAACGGGACACUCUUGAAUACGAGAGAUGGUAGACAGUGGUUCUUACAGGUCUCUCCGUCAUCUAAUGCUUAUGUGAAUGACGUUGCUAGGGCUCUCAUCGCACUGAAAUCCUCUACUGCCGCAAUAUUGAGCAUUCGAAAUAAUCGUUUAGUCCACCGCCCCAAAAGUCCCGCAUAUGUUGCAGUAGAUGUACUGGUACUACACGACGCUGAUAAUGAGUUUCCUGUAGAAAUCGGAGGCAUUGUUUUUGCACCGGGCACCAAUAACAUUUACUCUGUGUUCCACAAAACAUUGGACGGUGUAGUUGAAGACAGGGAAGAGUUUUCUGGGCUACGCAUUCUGGACCGUAGUAGGCUCGCUACCUCCUUUACGCAGACGAUUACUAGUCUCCAUGAAUGGAUCAAAACCGUUGCACCGUUAGGCACUUUACUUUUCUGGGGCCCAACAAACUACGACUUAAUUUGUGUCCACUUGAGUGAUUAUGAGUGUAUUGAUAUUAAAGAAUACUAUUUGUACUGGAAUGCAAACUCAGGCUCGAAAAAAGGGGAAAAACAAACAGAUGAUACGUUAAUAGAAGCUACAUGGAAGAUGAAUAAUAGACUAAUGUCGACAAAAAAAUGGAGUGAAAUUAGUCUUCAGACCUUCCUUCGGAAGUGGAGGAGGAGGUUCUACUUCGUACCUUUCAGGUCCUACGGACUAAUUCGAGAGGUUAUAGGAGAUCUGCUCCUAUGGGUACGAAGUAGAACAGUCCGUAUACAAGAAAAGUCCACCGCAACAUGA